AUGGAGCCCUCGAGCAAGAUGGAGUUCUUCCAGAAGCUGGGCUACAGCCGGGAGGACGUGGUCAGGGUGCUGGGCAAGCUGGGCGCGGACGCCCUGGUCAACGACGUGCUGCAGGAGCUGAUCCAGACGGGCAGCCGGCCCAGCGCGCACGAGGGCAGUGCCGCACCCCUGCUCGUGCCCAGGGGCUCCUGCGGGGCGCCGGACUCUGCCCAGUGCGGGCUGGGAGCGGACCCCGGAGAGGACAGCGGAGGCCCCGCCAGCUCCUUGAGACCCAUAGUGAUCGACGGCAGCAACGUGGCCAUGAGCCAUGGGAAUAAAGAAGUCUUCUCUUGCCGGGGAAUCCAGCUGGCCGUGGACUGGUUUAGGGACAGAGGACACAGCUGCAUCAAGGUUUUUGUCCCCUCCUGGAGGAAAGAGCCACCGAGGCCUGACUCCCCGAUUAGAGAGCAGCACGUGCUGGAGGAGCUGGAGAGGCAAGCGGUGCUGGUGUACACGCCGUCCCGCAAGGUGAGCGGCAGGCGCGUGGUGUGCUAUGACGACCGCUACAUCGUGAAGCUGGCCUACGAGCAGGACGGCGUCAUCGUCUCCAACGACAACUACCGCGACCUGCAGAGUGAGAACCCCGAGUGGAAGUGGUUCAUCGAGCAGAGGCUGCUUAUGUUCUCCUUCGUCAACGAUCGGUUCAUGCCUCCUGAUGACCCCCUGGGCCGUCGGGGACCCACCUUGAGCAACUUUCUGAGCAGGAAGCCAAAGCCCCCAGAGCCGUCCUGGCAGCACUGCCCCUACGGCAAGAAAUGCACCUACGGCAUCAAGUGCAAGUUCUACCACCCGGAGAGGCCGCACCAGGCGCAGCUGGCGGUGGCCGACGAGCUCCGCGCUCAAACGCGGGCCUGGCGGGGCGCGGGCGGCGAGGAGGAGCGGCGGGGGAGCGCGCACGCGGCCAGCCUGGCGGAGCAGGACGGCUCCCGGGACGCCCUUGCCGCCCGUCCCGGCCCCCGGGAGCCUGGCACGCGCAGCCUGCCCCCCGCGCGGCGGUCGGCGGGCGUGGCGACUCUCGAAAGCAGCUUCUCGCGGCUCUUCCUGAGCGACGACCCAGGGCUUCUCCGGGUACCCCCUCGGGGUCCCGGCUGUGGCUUCGCGCCCAGGCCGCGCGGUCCCAAUUGGGUGGCACCCGGGUCCUUGUCGCCCCUGCCAGCCCCACCCGGCCUCCUGAGCCAGCCCGGCCUGCGGGGUGGGUAUGGCGCCUGUGCCCCGCAGAGCGACCGGCGCUCCCCGCGCCAGCAGCCUGGCGACCCGUGGGUCCUUCCUCCAGGCGCUGGCCAGCUCCUGGGCCGCUCGGCCUGGGACGACGGAACCUUCGGGGGGCCCUUGAGGCCCGCGUCCCAGGCUGUAGCUGGCGAGGUGGACGCGCGUGCCCGGGCGCGCACCGCGCUCUACAGUAUCUUCCCGCCCCACGAGGUGGACAGCAUCAUGGCCCUGUUCCCUGAGCUCUCCGAUGUGGCCAGGCUCAUGCUCCUCAUCCAGAGAUUCCAAAGGUCCAGUGCACCCGUGGGGAAGCGCUGA
Messenger RNA from Rangifer tarandus platyrhynchus (Svalbard reindeer), 1563 nucleotides. The record is from the annotation of a GenBank genome assembly. Lineage: Eukaryota; Metazoa; Chordata; Mammalia; Artiodactyla; Cervidae.